Messenger RNA from Cololabis saira (Pacific saury), 5548 nucleotides. Its product is annotated as potassium/sodium hyperpolarization-activated cyclic nucleotide-gated channel 1. The record is from RefSeq and is a predicted model, not a curated record. The coding region runs from base 1 to 4416 and encodes 1471 amino acids. Gene Ontology annotation, cellular component: membrane. The transcript is spliced from 9 exons. Gene Ontology annotation, molecular function: voltage-gated potassium channel activity. Lineage: Eukaryota; Metazoa; Chordata; Actinopteri; Beloniformes; Belonidae. Gene Ontology annotation, biological process: transmembrane transport; potassium ion transport.
AUGGAUGGGGUGUCUGGAGGUGUGGGUGGGGGGGACAGCCUGCCCAAGCGGCGCAGCAAGGGCAGCCUCCCCUCCCCGGGUUACCGGCUGUCCCUGGCCUCCCUGGAGGGGGAGAGGGGCUCCUUCGGGGCGGAGAGCGGGUCCUCGGGUGGCCGCCUCCGCCGCCUCUCCAUCAUGAGCUCCUCCACCAGGGAUGGCCUCACCUUUCGCGCAGCGGGGACCCCGACCACCCCGGGGCCGCUGCCGCUGCCCCCGCCGCCGCAGCGCUCCGUGGGCUUCGCGGCGGCCCGCGCCCCCCUGGCCUCCACCUCCUCCUCCGCCGGGACCACCGGGGUCCUGGUGGUCGCCACCGGCACGGAGACGACCACCACCACGGCCUGCAACACCACCGCCGCGGGCAGCCCCGACACGGUGGCUCAGUCCGGGCUGGGCGGGUUCGGCAUGAUGAUGGGGCUGGACGGAGAGGACUACAGCAACUCCAACCAGAGCACCUUCAUCCAGAGGCAGUUCGAGGCCAUGCUGCAGCCGGGAGUCAACAAGUUCAGCCUGCGCAUGUUUGGGUCGCACAAAGCCGUGGCUCUGGAGCAGGAAAGAAUGAAAUCAGCUGGGUCGUGGAUCAUACACCCUUACAGUGACUUCAGAUUUUACUGGGACCUGCUGAUGUUAGUAUUGAUGAUGGGCAACUUGAUCGUCCUGCCGGUGGGCAUCACCUUCUUUCGAGAUGAAAACACUGCCUCGUGGAUCAUCUUCAACGUGGUCUCUGACACGCUCUUCAUGGUUGACCUGGUUCUCAACUUCAGGACUGGCAUUGUUAAGGAAGACAACACAGAGAUAUUGCUUGACCCCAGGGCGAUACGCCAGAACUACUUGAAGAGCUGGUUCCUGGUGGACUUUGUGUCAUCCAUCCCGGUGGAUUACAUCUUCCUGAUGGUGGACAGUCUGGACUCCGAGGUGUACAGGACGGCCAGGGCACUGCGCAUUUUCCGCUUCACCAAAAUCCUGAGCCUUCUUCGGCUGCUCCGCCUGUCCAGACUCAUCCGUUACAUCCACCAGUGGGAGGAGAUAUUCCAUAUGACAUAUGACCUCGCCAGUGCCAUGGUGAGGAUAGUAAACCUGAUUGGUAUGAUGCUGUUACUGUGUCACUGGGACGGCUGUCUCCAGUUCCUUGUCCCGAUGCUGCAGGACUUCCCUCCUGAUUGCUGGGUUGCCAAGAAUUUGAUGGUGAACGACACAUGGGGUGUGCAGUACUCCUAUGCUCUGUUCAAAGCCAUGAGCCACAUGUUGUGUAUUGGGUAUGGUGCCCAGGCUCCAGAGGGGAUGACGGAUGUGUGGCUCACCAUGCUCAGUAUGAUCGUAGGCGCCACCUGCUACGCAAUGUUCAUCGGUCAUGCCACCGCUCUCAUACAGUCACUGGACUCCUCACGACGGCAGUACCAGGAGAAGUACAAGCAGGUGGAGCAGUACAUGUCCUUCCACAAGCUGCCUGCAGAUAUGCGACAGAAGAUCCACGAGUACUACGAGCACCGUUUCCAGGGGAAAAUGUUUGAUGAGGAGAACAUCCUGGGAGAACUCAGUGAGCCACUGAAAGAGGAGAUAGUCAGCUUUAACUGCCGGAGCCUGGUGGCCAACAUGCCGCUGUUUGCCAAUGCUGAUCCCAACUUUGUGACGGCUGUGUUGACCAAGCUUCGCUUUGAGGUGUUUCAGCCAUUUGACUUCAUCAUUCGCGAAGGCACUGUUGGACGUAAGAUGUAUUUCAUCCAGCACGGACGAGUCAGUGUGCUUACCCGUGGCAACAAGGAAACCAAGUUGAGCGAUGGAUCUUACUUUGGUGAGAUCUGUUUGUUAACUCGUGGACGGAGGACAGCCAGCGUCCGUGCAGACACCUAUUGCCGUUUGUACUCUCUCAGUGUGGACAGCUUUAAUGAAGUUCUGGAGGAACACCCAAUGAUGAGGCGGGCCUUUGAAACUGUUGCUGUUGACCGUUUGGACCGUAUUGGCAGGAAGAACUCAAUGCUCCUGCGGAAGUCGUCCCAGGGUGGUUCUUUGGGGGGUAGUAUGGGUCGUGGUGGAGGCCGAGGCGGAGGGGGUCCAGGAGCUGGAGGAGGCCUUGCAGCAGGGGGUCUUGGUUCCUGUGAUAGCAUGCUAGUGCAGCAGAUUGUCAAACAUGAUAGCAUGCCAGCUAUGCAGGAUGCCAUCGCAGCCGCUGCCGCAGGAAGAAGCGGGGUGAUGGGAGGUAGCGGCACGGUAUCCCCUCGGCCACGCCCUGUCAUCUGGGCACCGCUGGUCCAUGCCCCCCUACAGACGGCAGCUGCCACCAGUAACGUAGCCAUCGCCCUGAUGCACCAGCAGCAGCAGCAGCAGCAGCAGCUACAGCAGCUGCAGCAGCAGCAUGCUCUUGGAGGGGCUUUUUUCCUGCCUUCCCCAAUGAUCUCUCCUUCUCCCUCAUCCUCGUUCCCUAUUUCUCCUCCUCGUGGUCCUGUGCUUCAGCCCCUACGCCCCUCUGUGAGCUCUCUCAUUGGGAUGAUGGCACUGGGAGGUAUGAGUGGUUUAUCUCCAAGGGGAGGAUUUCCUGUCUCACCUUCAACUAUGUGCCCUCCCAGUGGGGUGACAUCACCUCCAACUGCUAAAACGCCACCCACUCCAGCCUCUACUGCUCCACCUUCUGUCCAACAAGGAAGGACUCUUCAUUACAGCCCAAGAUUUCAGGCCGACCAUCCGUCAAUGACCGCUGGAGGACUCGGAACCCCGACAGGAGGAGUGCCAUCUUCCCCGAUCCACAAGGUGACAACCACCAACCCACCCGCCUCUUCCAGUGGUCCACCAGAUGGCAACACUUGUCAGCAGGGCGCAAAAGAGGCUUUGUUACGUCAUAGUGGAAGUAGCUGUCAGGGUCUGCCAGCAUUGGGAAGACUCACCCAGGAGGCCCGGCUGCUGUCAGCCUCACAGCCCACUCUGCCUCAUCGCUCCUGGGCCGGACUGCAGCCUCACCCUGCGCUUCAUCGGAAGGCUUCUGGUGGUAAUUUGUUGGCAGCUCCAUUCCUGGCAGGACAGUUGGCCAGGGGAGGAAGCGCAGGCAUGCUGACCUCUAACCCUCAAGUACAGCUGAUGACAAAUAUACCAUGUAACACACAAGCACAACCCAACUUUCCUGUGCUUUCCACCAUAACACAAGCUACAGCCCACACUGCCUCGAUACCAACACCCACAGCUGCACACAUGGCUUCUUUGCAGUCUUCAUCCCCUCCAAAGCAGACUCUGCUCUCUUCUGCCAUCCCAUCACCUGCACUCACUCCUUCAUCUUCUACAACUAUACUCUCUCAGACCUCUCGGCCAAAGCCAAUACCAACAAGCCUUUCUGGCUUCUCCUCCCCUCCUCUCUGCUCCACCCUGCCAUCAGUGGGAGCCAGCCCGCUGUCUACUCCCCGUCCCAAGCCAAUUCCUACACCCUCUCCCCGUUCCUCCUCCCCUUCACCAUCCUCCACACCACCUCCGUCCUCUGUUUCUACCCCAGUUCCUCUACCUCAACCUUGCGGGCCCAAGUCACUACUCAUUUCCUCUUCUCCCCCUUCCUCUCUGCUCACCUCUUCUCCAGCACAUCCUCAGAGCCCCAAAGCCAAAGCAUCUAACACACCUCCCUCUGCCUCUCCGCUGUCUGGCCUCAGCCCUGCCCUGACCCCAACCCCUUCAGCUCCCACUCAGACAACUCGUACCCAACCUUCUACUCCCUCCCAAACACCUACUCAGACAAUCACACCGGUUACUCCUGCCCAGACAUUUACUCCUAUAUCUUCUCCAUCAACUAUCCCAGUCUCAUCUGGCCCAUUCCUGAGUAAAUCCCAGAGUCCAACACCUUGCCUCCAGCCCUCUGUCUCCAGCGCAAGCAGACGCCGGACCUCAAUCCCAAAACAAGUAUCUCCUGUAACUCCAAUACAAACUUCACCUCCUGCAUCAACACCUGUCAGCACCAGCUCUCCAACUAAAGUUACUUUCUCAGUUCAUCCUGUGAAGCAAACCUCUCCUAUUUUAACUCAAAGCCCCAUUUCUGGUGCCAGCCAUACCAUCCAACAAAUCCCACAAACAACCUCAUCUUCAACAACUUUACGUCCAAAGCAGAGCUCCACUAACCCUUCCUCCCUUUCCAUCGCCUCCACCACCACUUCUUGUAGUUUACAGUCCACCCCUGUUCAGUCCCUAAAACAAUCCACCACAGCCUCUCCUACCCAUUCCCAAAAACUCAACACAACCUCUGCCCCGGUUCAGACCUGUCAUGCAUCCACCCCUGAACCCAGCCAGACUGCACACGCAGCCACUCCUGGCAACUCCACUUCACCUAAAAAUGGCAAAAAGGACCCUCAGCUGCCACUCACCAGAAAAGACUCAGAGGGACUAAGACACAAACUACCCGCCAAUAUGUAAGAAAGAAGAAAAAGAACAUUUUGCACGGCUUUGAUUGCAGUCAGUUCUGAUCAGCAGAGCCAUGGAUAUGCAGACUUACAUGGACAGGUACAUCUUGUUUGUAUUUAAUCUAGGAUGUGAUUGUCUUAGAACAUCAGGUGUUCGUGUGUUCAUCAGCCGAGCCAUUGAUCAAGGAGAAAGACUUUAUUGGUCUGCUGAGAGGAUAAUGUCCUAUGACAGAGUCUAAGAAACAUCAAAAUGUAAACAUGCGUAUCUGUGUUAGUGAUUGUCGGAGCAAGCGGGGGAGCUGACGUGGGAAUAUGCUGCACGCAAUGAACAGUAACAGUAAAACUGGACAAAAGCAACGCACAGGUUUGUUAAUGAAAACAGCAAUACUUUGAUGCAUUUUACUCAUUCGCACCAGGAAAUGACAGAGAUUAUAAAUGAGAGAAGACCAUAAUCUGUUUGCUGUUGGGAAGAAAGUCAGUUUGUGAUGUCAAAAUACAGGCAUCAGAACCGACACCCUCCGGGUUCCAGCUCCAACUCCCCCUUGCCUCCCAUUCUCCACCAAAGUGUAAUAUUUUCUCAUCAGAAUAUCAAUAAUUAUGAUAUAGCAUUUAAAAAUAACUGUAAAGUUAAUACUGAUAUGAAUUUAAAUUCUUAGGAAGAGUCCAUUGGUAGUUUUGUUGUCCCAAGUGUGUGGUGCUUAGUUUAUUUAACAAUACAGAAAUUUGAAGCCAACAUGUUCACUCUGACAGUUUCUAAAAAUUGUGUUUUGUGUGUUUGUGUGACUCAAAAUACCGCUCUGCUGUGCCCCGUGGCUCACAUGAUUUUAUUCCACCCAGGUCCCUGUAUUGUAAAUAACGUGCCUCUCUGUGGCUCUGUUGUGUGCUUCCUCACCCCUCAGCCGCUUCGCUUUUCAUCUCCUUUUUGUCUAGCUGCCUUUCAUCUGAUUUCACAGCUCUGGUCAUUGCUUCUUGGACGCUUGCAGUCCACUCCCUUUCUCUUGGUUUGCCCAACGCCUAGCUCCCUGCUGGCAUCAGUUUCGUGCUCAAUUAGCUCUCAUCCUUCUGUCAUCUCAUGACACUGUUUGGGCACUUUUUCCAGUGAGGUUUCAUGUUUUCUGUGGGUAGCAACAAGACAUUUAUUACUU